AUGAGCCCAAAGAACGACUCCGGUUUCAAGGUCGAGCCUUUCGACGGCUCGAACUAUGGGUUGUGGAGUUACAAGAUGAAGAUGUACCUGAUGUCGAAGGGGAUGUGGGGCGCGAUCGCGGGCAAUGAGACAACAAGUGAGGCCAAGGAACAGCAAGCCCACGCCGCGAUUUUGCUUUAUCUGAGCGAUUCGCAGUUGAUGCAUGUCAUCGACUCGGCCACUGCAAGAGAAGGGUGGGGACGUUUGGCGCAAUUUCAUCACAGUCAUGACACGGCGAAUCGACUUUGGCUGAAGGAAAAAUUCGCCUCGUUCAAGUAUGCAGCAUCAAGCAUGAGCGUUCAUGUGAUGGAGCUGGAGGACCUCGUGAUGAAGAUGAAGCGCGCGAACUGCGGUCCAAGUGAAGAGGACGUGUGCGCAGUACUGUUGAGGAGUCUACCUUCAAUCUUCAAGAGCUUGGUACAGGCAUUCUGCAUGUCCGUCGCAAGCUUCAGUUUUAGUGACCUCGUGAGCAAGUUGAUCGCCGAAGAAGUGCGCCAGAAUGAGGCUGCACGGGUAAAGGAUGCAACGGCGCUCUACGCAGGCAAGAGGAAGGGUAAGCAGUACCCGAAGAAGCAACAAGGACGGUGCGCUAAAGGACCAUCAGGGACCUGCUACAACUGUGGCAAGGUCGGACACUACGUCAGAGAUUGUCGCUCCGGUCGAGGGCCAAGGGAGCUACAGCAUGACCAGUCGAAUGUCGCGUUUAAUGUUAGCGAAGGUUUCGCGAGCGACAGCUGGGUCAUGGACAGUGGCGCGUCAGCACACAUGUGCAAGGAUCGAGAUGCGUUCGAAGAGUACGAAGAAGUGCAUCAUGCGCGCAGUAUUUCAAGCGCAAAGAGCGACGUGAAGCUGAAUGUCAUUGGACAUGGGACAGUGAAGCUGCGCGUCUGGACAGGGCAUGCGUGGAUCGACGCUCGCCUUGAGAACACACUUCACGCUCAAGAUUUGUCCAAGAAUCUGUUUUCGCUCACGGCUGCGGCAGCGCGCGGCAUGACAGUGGAGAUAACGCGCAACGAGUGCGUGGUGAAGCGUAGCGGCACACUUUUCGCAACAGGAAGGAAGCAGGGGUUCCUCCUGUAUCUCAAUGCUGACUAUGGUACGGAGUGCCACAUGGCCGAAGACGACACAGAGCUAUGGCAUAGAAGACUGGGUCACGUGUCGUAUGGUACGCUGAAUGCCAUGGUCAAGGACGGAAGGAUCAAGGGAGCAACGAUGAAGACGAACGUUGCUUGUGACGUAUGCGCAACGUCAAAGCAAGUGCGCAAGUCAUUCAAGACAAGUGAAGAAGACGAUGAAACCAGGGAGAGUUCGCGUUCCGACGUGGUGGUGUGCUCCGACGUUCUCGGACCCAUCACGCCAGCGUCCAAGUCUGGUUUCAGUUACGCCGUAACCUUCAUCAUGAUGAAGAGCAGGUAUGUAACGGUCUAUCCGUUGCGAAAGAAGAGCGACGUUGCGAGUGCGUUCAAGCGGUUUUACCAAGAUAUCAAGACAGCAUCUGGAACGAUGAUAAAGGUGUUGAGCUGUCACAACGGUGGAAAAUACCGGAACGAAACGAUGAACAGCUUUUGCAAGGCAAAGUUCAUUAAGCAAGAGUUCACGGCUCCGUACAACCCAGAGCAGAACGGGAUGGCGGAGCGGAUAAGCCGCACGCUGGUGGAGAUGACGCGCUGUAUGCUCAAGGAAAGCGGCCUCGACAAGUCGUACUGGUGCGAGGCACUGAUGAUUGCGGCAGACAUCAAAAACAUUCUGCCAAACGCGUCGAACAAAAAUUCAAGCCCACACGAGAUGGUGUUCAAGAAUGUUCCGCGCAUCGAUCACAUGCGCGUGUUUGACCAAAAGGCGUAUCGGCUUCUUAACGCGGACGAUGGCUCAAUUGUGAUUUCAAGAAGCGUCACGUUCGCUGAGCAUUCUGUCUCAAAAGCAUCGAAAAGCAGAGACACGCGGGUGUUCGAUGUCAUUGAAGAAGAGGAAAGUGUGGAGGCGUCGCUACCCGAUGAUGAAGACAUAACAGCGCCGGUGACCGAAGAAGAGCUGCGCACCCCACCACUUCGAGCGCAGAACAGCUCUCAUCCCGGACCAAGAGAUCGACCAAGCGACAUUAUUCCUACGCGUGCAUCCAGCACACCCGGAAGAAAUGGAAAAGAAGAGUGGAUGGUGCGACCGGUUCGGAAGAAGCGCGGCGUGGUUUGCUACGAACAAGAGUUUCCAAGCCAUCGUCGCGGUCAUUUCAAUUUGGACGACUACGAAGGUGACUUCGACUCUUUCUAG
Molecule: messenger RNA, 2307 nt
Organism: Peronospora matthiolae
Lineage: Eukaryota; Oomycota; Peronosporomycetes; Peronosporales; Peronosporaceae
Source: the annotation of a GenBank genome assembly